AUGUCGUCGAGUGAAAGCGAUUCUGACGAGGCCGCCUAUGGUGAUGAACAUAUUGACAUCGAAAUUGAUGAAGGAGAUGAUUCAGAGUCGACAAGGGGAGUCAAUAUUGCGAUCAAGACUCGGAAACCCAAGAACCGCUCGCGCAAGUCGGUGCAAGCCCACAACCCUCCACAGUCUCUGAUGAAGACACAAAACUUGCCGAAUGUCACCCGAGCUGCUCGUCCAGCUCAUGUACUCAUCAAUUCCCUCCCUUCGAGAGACCAUCGACACCGUCCUGGUGGCAUUUGGUAUCCCCCGUGCAAUGUCGUUCGUCUUUCCAGGAGACCAGUGCCAUUUACGCCGGUAGACGUGGUUCCUACCACGAGUAUCACAGAACCUCGCAUCGAGCGGCGUACCAAGAAGGCUUGGAUGUACUGCGUCUCCCCAGGUCCAUGUUGGGAACUCUUGGAAGAUCGUACAUUCUUCAAAGAGGAAUAUGCAGAUGACAGCGGAAAGUUUCGCAUAUCUCGACCACACGUCUAUCCAUGUCUCUCGCUGAGCAAAGAGUCCAUCGUAAUGCUCGAUGCAGUACAAGGUCAACAAUAUAUGCCCGAAGGUGAUAUGAUAGACUGCCUCUUGGGUCUGCGCGGUGCACAAACUCUCCACAAAUUUGCAGCCCUUUCCUCGAUUGCAAUGGCGCUCACAUCUUAUAUGCUGGUGAUCCUGUCACCAGCGUUGAUUGGUGCCCAUUUACAUCAGACGCGCUUCGAGCUCGCAAGAGUCAGCAGAUAUUGGCCGUCUGUACCCGAAAGGCCCAUUCAAGGCCCAUUCUGGGUACUCACUACAAUUCCCCUGCGAAUAUUCAGGUGUGGUCCUUCGAACAGUCUCUAUCGUCAGCAGGGUCACACGUCAAAUGUCUCACCGUCAUUUGCAUUGACGAAGGUCCAGCUUUGCAAGCAAGAUGGUGCCCACUUCCGACGCAUACCCAGGGAAGAGGGCACAGCAACCACCAAGAUUCUGGGUAUUCUCUCAGCGGUGACCAUGGACGGCAACGUGCACAUAUAUGCAAUCCCUGACGUUGGUGGUGGUGUUGAUAUCCCGCGAGUGAAAAUACAGCCUAUGAUUAACCUUUCGCUUCCCAGGACGACCUGUCAAGCUCUGGACUGGGCGAACAGUCAAACAAUUGCUAUUGGUGGCGAAAAUGGUGAGCGAGAAAUGGGUCAGCCUCAGUAUCAGAAGACAUUAAUUUCAUAG
Molecule: messenger RNA, 1233 nt
Organism: Serendipita indica DSM 11827
Lineage: Eukaryota; Fungi; Basidiomycota; Agaricomycetes; Sebacinales; Serendipitaceae
Source: the annotation of a GenBank genome assembly